UUAUUUAACCAACUACCCCAUAAAAAUCUAUAUGGGAAUCCAGCAUAGAUUCCUAUGUGGGUUUCCACGACGUUUUCUGAUGGAUUCCCAUAAGAAUCCAGCAUAGACCCAGAUAUUAAUUCUCACAUGGGUUUCUAUGGGGGUCCGCACUAUGCUAAAUCCAUAUGGGAAUUUCGUAGAAAUUAGGAAUUAGGAAAAUUUAAAAAAAUCGUCACGUUAUCGAUACAAACCCCAUAAAAAGCGUAUGUAUUUAGUCAUACUACAUGGCGUUUUCAGAUGGGUUAUAUGGUUUCCUAUAGGAAUUUUUAUCUGUUCCUUUAUUCAUAUACGCGCCCCUGUCAAAAAAUCCAUAUGGGAUUGCAUGGGUAUCCAUAGAAAUAUUGUAGUGUAUGGAUUUAUAGUCCAUGGGUAUCUGGAUUCCCAUAUAAGAACUUGACAUACAAAUUUAGAUAAAUGGAUUUAUUUUUGGUAAACUCCCAUAGGAAUCUGGGUUUGUAUAUAAGUAAUUUCUAUAGAAUCCAGGGUAUUUUAAUUUCUAUGUCUAUCGUCUAUUGAUAUGCAUAUAUGAAUAAAAGAAGAUUAAUAUUCCUAUAGGAAACCAUAAAGAAAUUCAUCCGAAAACGGUAUGUGGGAAUCUAUAUAAAAAUUUAGGCUGGAUUUCCAUAAGGAUUUUAUUAAAACUAUUUUUAUUUUCUACAAAGAUGUAAUACUUCUUGAGUUAAUUAAUAAAUCAAUAAUUUUUUAAAAAUACUGAUAUAAAGAGCGUCAAUUAAUCUGUUAAUUGUCUAAUAUUAAGCCGCUCUCCAGUAGAUGAUAGACAUAAAAAUCCAGAUAUCUCGGAUUCUAUAAAAAUUUCCCAUAAAGAAACCGAUAUAUCCAAGUUCCCUAUGGGAAUCCAAGUAUCUAAAGUUGCCUUACGGGAAUCCAGGAACCCAUGACUUUCUACAUGGAUUCAUAUAUAAAUUCAUACACUUCUAUUUGAAUUCCUAUGGAUUCUUACAUAAUUUCAUACUUUCCUACAUAGAUUCUUAUGAGUUCCCAUGGAUUUUUCUGACAGGGUACCAAGUUAAUUUUUUUAGUAAUGAACUAAAAGUAAUAAAAAUUUAAUUUGACAGGAUCUAGGAUUGUGUGCUUUUAAGUAAAAGUGUCAAGUCGAUGCGCGAGAACCUGUAAAUAUUCUCAGGAUCAAGUAUUUCUUGCGCAUCAUGUCAUGUAUCAUGUUUGGUUACAUUGGUAGUUGUAUGCGUGGCAAUUAAAUUAAAUUGAUCAACAUCAUAACUGAUUCUGAUUUAAAUUCAGUCGCCUUGAGCGUUUGAUACCGUUAGCACCAACACGAGGAUUGCGCAAUUUAAAUUAUUCAAUUUUCCGCGUAAAAUAUAAAUUGAAAAAUAUAUUAAUUAGUAAAUAUAAAAAAUAUAUUUUUAUAUUUAAAUUUACUUGUGUAUAAAAAAUUAUAAAUUUGUAUUUCAUAUGAUUUAUAUUUGAAUUUUAUUACGGACAUGUGACCCUCAUGUUAAAUUUUUAAACUGAUGAAUCGUAAUUGAACGCUGACGCAAUGCGGUAGAAAUAAUGCGGACACACACCUUUAUUUAGUACUGAUACCACCUGUUGCGACAAUCAUUUUUUUUAGUUGAUAUUGUUACAGACACCUGUUAUUAAUUAAUUAUUAAUUAUCUGAUUUAUUACCACAUAAAUAAUAAAGAUGUCACUAUCAAAAGUUAAAUCUGCUUUGAUUAAAAUUCGUCCCUUAUUUUUCAAUUCUGUUGCUUAUGGAUCAUUUUAUACCGGCGCUGAAUUUUUGCAGCAGACAUACAAUAAUAAUCAGAAAGAAAAAGCUGCGGCAGCUUUGAAUAAAAACCAACCUGCUCAUACAAAUAGACUCUUUCCAGAUAAAUUCAAAUUAGAAGAUUAUAAUCUACCAGUUCUCCAGCGGUAUCUUACUUACGGAUACUUUCUCGCUGGACCAAUUCUCCAUGGAUGGUAUUCUUGGUUGGAUAAAAUGUUCACGGGAAAAACUCCUAAAAUAGUUGUUACUAAAUUAUUAUGCGAUCAAUUUGUACUGACACCUCCAUUAAUUGUUUUAUUUUUUACAAGUAUGAGUUUAAUGGAAGGAAAAAGUAAAGAAAAUCUUUUAGAUGAAUGCAAUGCCAAGUUUGUUAAAACAUUUGCGACGUCAUGCAUUUAUUGGUUACCGGUACAAUUCGUAAACUUUUUAGUUAUACCACCAGCAUUCCGCGUUUUGUAUGUAAGUGUGGCUUCAUUCUGCUGGGUGAAUAUUCUCUGUCACUUAAAACGUACGCCUGUACCUGCUCUUGAAUUAAAAACGUAAAUAAUAUGUUAAAUAAAUGUUUUAUUAUAUUUGUUAUAAGCCAUUGAAUAUAAAUAAUUAAUGUUUUUUUUAUGCACUAAAUAAAACAGUAUUUCAAUACUCUUAACAAUUGGCUUUUUUUUAUUAUUAAUUAUUUACUAUUUAAUUACACAAUAAUUUUUUUUGUUUUUUUGUUUUUACAGUAACAAUUAAAUCAUGCUCACAAAGAAGCAUUCACCGUCACAUUUUAAGUCUCUCUCUCUCGUCCUCUCAAUAUUUAAAACUUUUUUUUAUUAUAAUGUAAAAAACCCAAUUAUUGACAUUUAUUUAAUUAUAUUUACCCUGAUUAAAAACUCUGUUAUUAUGGAGACUUUUCGAGGUGACUCGUCUCUCCCCACUACCACUGGCUUAUUUUUCAAUAUUUUUUUACGAAAAUUUAGCAGAAUAUUCUUGGAAUGAUGCUUAAUAAUGUCACGAAAUUCAAAAAUUUUAAAAACGAAGGUACUCUGAAAAAAAAAAUCACAAAAAUGUUUUGUAUCUCAGACCUCUUUCCUCUCAUUCUGUUUAGAAUUCUCCAAUAAGAUUGUCGGAGUUUUUAAUCAGGGUAUUAAUAAAAUAUUAAAAAUAAUUAAUUAAAUCAGUAAAAGCAUAAGACGAGAAAUUAAAAAGUAUUUAAUUAUUAAUAUUAAAUAUAAUAAUAAAUAAAUUAUAAUAUCUAAUGUUCUUA
This is a messenger RNA of Microplitis demolitor, 3035 nucleotides long. Its product is annotated as PXMP2/4 family protein 4. The record is from RefSeq and is a predicted model, not a curated record. The coding region runs from base 1703 to 2329 and encodes 208 amino acids. NCBI's taxonomy places the organism in Eukaryota, Metazoa, Arthropoda, Insecta, Hymenoptera, Braconidae. The transcript is spliced from 7 exons. Gene Ontology annotation, cellular component: cytoplasm; membrane.